Messenger RNA from Laetiporus sulphureus 93-53, 996 nucleotides. RefSeq lists its product as uncharacterized. The transcript has 4 exons. Lineage: Eukaryota; Fungi; Basidiomycota; Agaricomycetes; Polyporales; Laetiporaceae. Bases 198 to 866 code for a protein of 222 amino acids. The record is from RefSeq and is a predicted model, not a curated record.
UGGACCAAGCAUAAGUAAACAAACGAGAAAUAACUUUUUACAACCGGAAUCGGUGGCUGAGAGUCCGCAAUGUCACCAUAAAAUCUGGCACCCCCUCCUCAAGGCGGGAUUUCCCUGCUAACGCCCCAUCACCCAGCGUUGCAGAUCCAGCUUAUCCUUCCUAUCUUAUCUCCUGUCCCCGUACAGACUAGGGAGCCAUGCGUUUCACCACUGUCGCAUUCAUGGGCGGGCUGUUGACCGCGGUGUCCGCCCACUUCCACCUGCAGUAUCCAACGCCGCGUGGGGUUUUCAACAUGCAAAAUGAAGUCAACUUCUGUGAUAGUUACAUUGAUGUCACGGACAACCGGACGACGUUCCCUCUGAACAGCGCAAUCUACUCGCUUACUAGCGGACAUCCGGACUGGACGUUUGGCGUGGCCAUCUCAACGGUAUCGAACCCGACGAGCUUCAACAACUUCACCAACUUGAACGGGUCGUUCCAGUACGUCGUGAACUACUUCAAGGAGACAAAUGCGGAGGGCGCAUUCUGCGGGCCGAUCGACAUCGCGGCAUCGGGUGUUGAAGGCGUGGAGGAUGGCGCCAACGUCACGCUGCUGUUCGUGUUUGACGGCGGCGAUGGCACCUUGUAUCAGUGCGCGGACCUGACCCUGAGCUCGGACGCCACGGUCCCCUCGAACGUCUCCUGCACGAACGCGACGUCGUCUUCCAACUCGACCACGAGCUCCUCGGUGAGCGGGACCGCGACUUCCUCGACGGCGUCGUCGACCUCGACCAGUCAUUCGUCCGGCGCGGCUAGCGUUCGGUCGGUCAUGGGCGUCAGCGGGUUGUUGGCCGCGGUCGCCGGUAUUGCGAUUGCCCUUCUUUGAACGCUUGCGGUGGCAGAAGCACGUCGUCUAUUUAUGCUGCAUAUGUCCAUCCCUGUCUGGGUUAUGCGGUGUACAUGGGCUGCCGUGCUAAUAACGGAGAAAUAAAUAAUGCAUUAAAUCGCUGUGAAAA